CGAAACUCUAGAAACGCUCAAUGGGUUAGAUUUGUGUUCUCUGUACAUAGUAUGAUUUCAAUUUCUGAUCAAGAUUACCCAACUCUUUGGAGUCCAGUUUCUUCAUCACCCGCUCCAUCGGAGAUUUCCGUCCGUCCGUCCGUCUUUCUCAUCGCAGCUUCGUUUUAGCUUGGUCUUCUGUUUGUCAUCCUUAGACAAGAUGACUAGUGGUAGCAGUGCCUCCUCUACACCACCGAACAAAAAGAGUAAAGCUGAAGAACUCACUGCUGCAAUGGAGACAAAAAAGGAUCUUACUGAGGAGAUCCAAAGGCUGGAAGUGCUUAAUGCGAAGCUCAUUACAGAUUUAAUGGUUUCCCAAGAGUCCAUUAAGAUAGCCAAAGCCAAACUGGAGAACAAUGCUCUAAUCAUCAGGGAACUUACAGAUGGCGUUGAAAAUGUGGUUGAUAAAGUUGUGAAUGCUGAUGUGGUUGGCUUGGAUGAGGUGAAUGCUGAUGCAGUGGGUCAAGGUGAGGUGAUGAUUGCUGAUGUGAUUGAUGAAGUGGUGCAUGCUGAUGCAGUCGGUCAAGGUGAGAUGAUUGCUGAUGUGAUUGAUGAAGGGGUGCAUGCUGAUGCAGUCGGUCAAGGUGAGAUGAUUGCUGAUGUGAUUGAUGAAGGGGUGCAUGCUGAUGCAGUCGGUCAAGUUGUGGAGCGGCAUCAGACUCGAGAGGACCUUAAAGUGACUAUGUUUGAUCUCAACCUCAAGGUUUACAGUCGGAAACGAGAUCGCGGUUAGCGAGAGUUGAAGUGUCGAAUCACGAAUGUGGAUGAGUAGAUACCGAGAGCUUAUACUGAGAGAAUUUGUGUAUAUGUUACAGCGUUGCCACUAGUGGAGAUAGUUGUCUAAGAAAGGAAUCAAUCUCUGUUUGUUGCUUUACUGAAACUUAAAGCUACUGAUUUCCAUUUCAUGUUUUGUAUAUCUUGAACGGCUGAAUAUAAGGGUCCCUUAUCUCAUUCUCAUUACUGC
This is a messenger RNA of Linum tenue, 1003 nucleotides long. Lineage: Eukaryota; Viridiplantae; Streptophyta; Magnoliopsida; Malpighiales; Linaceae. The record is from the annotation of a GenBank genome assembly.